This is a messenger RNA of Xiphophorus couchianus (Monterrey platyfish), 2603 nucleotides long. Its product is annotated as zinc finger protein 853-like. NCBI's taxonomy places the organism in Eukaryota, Metazoa, Chordata, Actinopteri, Cyprinodontiformes, Poeciliidae. The record is from RefSeq and is a predicted model, not a curated record. Bases 897 to 2603 code for a protein of 568 amino acids. The transcript has 3 exons.
AAUGUUUGACUAAACAAGCAAAAUUAACUUUCCAAAGUAUAGAUAUUGAAAAAAGUUCUCCAGAUUAUCAUAUAUGGCAAGUGUGUCAAACUCAAGGCCCGAGGGCCAAAUCUGGCCCGCCAUAGCUUUCUAUGUGGCCCUCGAGACUCCAAAUUACAGCAAUAGGCCCCUCCAGGUUUUCACAAAUAACCACAAAAUUCACACAGAAAUCAACGGAUCUCCACAUUUUUCUGAGUUUAUCAACAUUUUUUCUCAAAAUUGACCAAAAACAUUUUGGUUCAAGUGAGCGCCGUCUCAGCCUGACUUGAUGUCAAGUUAUAGUCCAUGACCGAUAGAGCGAUUAAUAAAAGGUCACAUUUAACAUAAUUUAUUAGCGCAAAUAUUGUAAAAAUUCCUUACGAAUAUUUCUAAAUUAGCGCCACGAAAUCUGUGAUGUUGAUGGCAGAAAACCACAAAAACAAUCCUGGAUGGACUGAUUAGUGUGAAAAGAUGUUCAAUAUUAUGUUAUUUUAAGAAACACUUUUAACAAUUGAAUUGGUUUUUAUCAAUACGAUCCGGCGCAACAGGAACUUUAUGAACAUUCAGAUUUUGGCCCAAAAUAGAAAUGAGUUUGAUGCCCUGAUAUUUGAUUUAAAAAGACUGAAUCAUGGACUAUUUUGAAUGUAAACAAGAAUAAAGAGGAAGAUAUUUGGUGGUGGAAUGAUGUCACUCCACCAGCAAAGGAAGAUUUUGUGAUGUCACUGGCGAUUCAGUCUGUGAUGUCAUCAACUGUAGGAUUGUAUGUAACACAAUUCUGCAUAUUUUUCAUUGCUUGCAAUAUCACUGACCAGUUCAGACGCAAAGCUCUUUCAGGUAGUUUACCAAUCGAGGAUUUUAGUGAUUGUAUUUAGGAGAAAAUGUCUCAUCAUACGCCGAGAUACCACAGUGGGAUGAUGGGACCCCACGCGAGAAGGGGAGGCCAGCAAAACCCCCAAGGCAGGUUCCCUCCUGCACACCCGAAUGCCUUACACGGGGAAAUCCACAGGCUGAGUUACCUUCUGGAAAUGGAGAGAGCCGGGAGGUUUGAAGACAACCAGAAACUGUCCCACCUGGAGGCCGAGCUGGAAGAGACCAAACUCCAGUUAAAAAAGCAAAAAGCUCUCAAAGAAACGUUUAUCAACCAGGCCAAAGACGCAAAGAGGGAACUUGACAGAGUAGAGAAGUUCAGUGAUCCAGAAGUCCGUAACGCUGCGGUCAUUGCUUCCAAGGUUCACAACAACGUGAAAUACAUGAAGAAGAAGAACUUGCAACAAGACUUGGAGGAGUUAAAGGUGGCCCACCUCCUCAGCCAGGAAGCAUUUGUGGCUGAAAUACAGGCUGAGAGGAAGAAAAGUCAGGGACUCCAAGAAGAACUGGACCAACUCCAGACUUCCUACGAGGAACUGUGCUCUGAGUAUGAAGCAGCCGAUGCUCUGCUGAGGCAGGAGGCCGAGACACAGAAGCUUUAUGAAGCGAGGCUGAGUGAGGAACAACGACUGCUGGAGAACUUGAGAGCUGAGAAGGACGACAUGUUUAAAGAAAUGUCCCAAAAGAUUUCAUUCCUGCAAGACGGCGAGAAACUUUUGCAGGAAGAAUUAAAUCUGAUCAAACGUUCAUAUAAUGAACUGACCUGCAAAUAUGAAAGCGAAGUUUCUUUACUAAAGCAAGACAUGGAAAGAUAUCGGCAGGAGGCGACACUUGAGAAAGACGCCAACAUAGAAAGAACGAAGGAAAAUCUGCAGCUUAUCAACAAUCUGAGAGCUGAGAAGCUGCAGAUAAAUCAGGAGCGAAAAGAUCAUUUGGAGAAAUCAGAGGAGGACAAGGCGCGUCUAGACAACCUGAGAACUGAGAAGGAGGAGCUCUAUCAAAACAUGUCCAGAGAAAUCACAGUUCUGCAAAAGAGAGAGAAACAGCUGAUAAAUGAACUGGAUCAGGUUAACUUCUUCUACGAGGAGCUAAAAUGUAAAUAUGAAAGAGACAUUAUGGAUAUCCAGCAGCAGGUUGAAACAUACCAGCAGGAGAGAAAAGCUCAGCUGGAGAAAUCAGAGGAGGACAUGGCGCUUCUAGACAAUAUGAUUGGUGAGUUUGCCGUCCUCCAAGAUAAAACAACAACUGAGAUUCAAUUCCUUCAAGACAAGGAAAGGAGUGUCCAGGCUGAGUUGGAGAAGGUUAACAGUUUGUACCUGGAGUUAAACCGUCUGUAUGAAACUGAUGUCACCGCAUUGAAACAGGAAGCAGCAAAAUACCAGCAGGAGAUGAGUUGUGUGAUAAAUGAUUUGGACAGAGAAAGAGAGGAUGUACUGCUGCCCGACACUCUGACAGCUGAGGAAGACGAUUUCCAUCAAAAACACAUCCCAGUUUUCCAAGAGGAGAAAGACUCACAGAACCAAGUCGACCCGGUUAAAGUCUUCAGUCCAGAGGUUUCUUCGGAGGAGGAACUCUCAGGAAAAACCUUAUCAGGUUGUUCCACGGAUCCAGAAUCCACAGAAGAGACUGAGAUCGCUGGAGAAACCAUCCUGGAGGAUUUAAACAAUCCAGAUACUAAAACCCUGCAGGAUGAGGAGAAAGACGUGAGAGGUCUGUGA